Molecule: messenger RNA, 1323 nt
Organism: Anopheles funestus (African malaria mosquito)
Lineage: Eukaryota; Metazoa; Arthropoda; Insecta; Diptera; Culicidae
Product: CLIP domain-containing serine protease 14D-like
Exons: 5
Coding region: 77-1165 (362 amino acids)
Biological process (GO): proteolysis
Molecular function (GO): serine-type endopeptidase activity
Source: RefSeq, a predicted model, not a curated record
UGAUGAACAUCAGUCUCCGACCAAGCGUUGAACUAGACGGACGGUCAGUGACAGGAGCGUUCACAACUAUCGCAAAAUGAUAUUCAAUAUUGUAAAUCUGUUACGAUGGAGUUUUCCAUUGGUCAGUCUUGUGUGUUUGGCAGUGCAAAAUGUAGUAGCGCUCGAACUGGGUGAAAGCUGUGUAAAUCCGCUAGGAGAACCGGGACAGUGUAUUCCCUUCCGAGAAUGCAAACCAAUCGUCGACAUCUACUAUAAACCAAUCAAUACUCCGAACGAAAUAGAGUUUCUAACUCAGACCAGGUGUGGUAUGUUGCAAAGGAAAACUUUGGUAUGUUGUGCAGCGACCAGUCAGAGAUCUUCGUUGCCAGAGACUCCAAACUGUGGCAUGCAAAUGACCGAUCGUAUCGUUGGUGGCCGAAUUGCAAAGAUCGAUGAGUUUCCGUGGACAGCGUUGAUCGAGUUUCGGAAGGGAGAUGGAAGCUUUGAUUUCCAUUGUGGAGGAACACUUAUCAAUGAGCGUUAUGUUGUUACUGCUGCUCAUUGUGUCAUGCCAACAAAUAGUAAGUGGAAGGUCCAUCGUGUACGUCUCGGUGAAUGGGAUUUAGCUACGGUCACUGAUUGUCAGGAGGAUAUAUGCUCCAAAGCACCGAUUGAUCUGGAUAUCGAGGAGAUUGUCGUUCACAAAAAAAUUUACUCGAAGGAUCCGAGCAAUGCCAACGAUAUUGCGCUGAUUCGUUUCACUCGGCCGGUACAGUACUCUGAAACAAUACGACCAAUUUGUCUUCCUUUAAGUGAAUCGCUUCGUAAUCGUGAUCAUGUCGGACAUACAGCUCAUGCUGCUGGUUGGGGUAAAACGGAAACUGGAACGGCGAGCGAGAAAAAGAUGGUAGUUGAGAUGAACAUCACAAGCUUAGAAGAGUGUGCAUCAGUUUAUCAGCGCCUUAGAAUCUCGGUGAAAGCAACACACAUGUGUGCCGGAGGUGUGCGGGGAAAGGACGCGUGCAAUGGAGAUUCGGGUGGUCCUCUGAUGCGUCAGCAUGCAGGUUCGUGGUAUUUGAUCGGUGUGGUCAGCUUUGGAUUGAAGGCAUGCGGCACGGCUGGUGUACCGGGUGUGUACACGAACGUGGCAGAGUAUGUUGAUUGGAUACAGGACAAUAUCGACUAGAACAGCAGACCAUUAUUUACCGUGCAUGCGCAACGUGACAUGUGGAGCAGGGGUGACAUGUGGAGCUCUUUGGACUGAAUAUAUCGCCAAGCUGCUUCGAAGGAUGAUGUUCUGAGAUGUGCAAUAAAUCUGAAGAAAUAUCGUCAUGUGUUCAAGAA